Molecule: messenger RNA, 1063 nt
Organism: Tauraco erythrolophus (red-crested turaco)
Lineage: Eukaryota; Metazoa; Chordata; Aves; Musophagiformes; Musophagidae
Source: RefSeq, a predicted model, not a curated record
GUACAGGAAAGUUGUUUCUAAUGUGUGUGAAGGUGGUGUAGACCUGCAGCAGAACUUAGCACAGCAUAUGUGUCCCUUGAUUGCUCCCAAGGGACUUCAGAUCAGCAUCAGAGAAGAAAGCCUGGCUGUUAAGCCUGGGGAAGACAUCACCUUCAUCGUCAGACAAGAGCAGGGUGAUGUAUUGAAUACCAAAUACCAGGUAGAUCUUGGAGAUGGCUUUAAAGCGAUAUAUGUGAACCUUACGAUGACUGGAGAACCCAUCCGUCACCGCUAUGAGAAUCCUGGGAUUUACCGUGUCUCGGUGAAGGCUGAGAAUGUGGCUGGGCAUGAUGAGGCUGUGGUGUUCGUCCAAGUCAACUCUCCACUGCAGGCUCUAAAUUUAGAAGCGGUUCCAGUUGUUGGGAGAAACCAGGAGGUGAAUCUGACAGCCAUCAUACUGCCCAAGAACCCUAAUUUGACAGUCUUCUACUGGUGGAUAGGAAACAAUCUUCAGCCACUCCUUACAUUGGACAAUUUUCUGGUGACAAAGUUUGCUGAGACAGGUGACGUCAGAGUUACAGUGCAGGCUUCCUGUGGGAGCUCCAUGCUUCAGGACUCAAAAGUUGUCCACGUUUUCGAUAAUUUUCAUGUUCUUCCUCUGAAGUUUACUAAACACCUGGACAUGUACAACCCCGACAUAGCGGAGUGGAGGGAAGACAUAGGGCGAGUAGUAACACGACUUCUUGCAAAGGAAACGAAUAUACCUGAAGAAACGCUCAUCACAGUCGUGAAACCUGGUCUGCCCACAACUGCUGACUUGCACGUGCUACUACCAGCUAACCAACCAAAAAGGAAGAGAAGUGUAACUAGUGAUAAGAGAAUAGCGGCUAUAAAGCAGGCCUUGAACGCACACAACAUCAGCUUCUUUCUGAGGGGAGGAUACUGGGUCUUAGUGACUUUAGCUGACUCCGAUUCAGACUCUCAGAGGAUUGGAGGAAGCAGUGGUUACUGGGCUAUUGUGGUUCUCUUUGUUAUCUGUCUAGUCGCAGUUGGGGCUUUCAUCCUCUACAAGUUCAAAAGGCAA